AUGACUUCUAUGAGAUCUGAAAACGACUUUGGUGCAAUGGCAGCGGUACUGGGAGGCUUCUCUGAACUCAGCUCAACCGAGAGUACAAAACCCGACUUCGAGUGUUCAACUGGCAAUUGUACCUGGGACCCCUUCGCAUCGCUCGCUGUAUGUAGUACUUGCAAAGACAUCUCAGCUGCGAUGGAGAAGUCCAACGGACGAGCAACGAUAAACGACGAACUUAUCACCCUGCCAGACCGCCUGGAAUUCCCCGACAAGAAACUCCGCACAUACACCAGGCUCGAGAUACCAACCUUGGAUCUGAGUAUAUCAAAUUUCAAUGGGAUCAAAGCCGAUGGAAAUGAAAUUGACAUUGGAUUCGGAAACGCCGAAGUUACUGCGCGGUCGAAUUACAACCCUGGGCGGACAUUGUCGUUUGAACAUCUAGAGUCUAUGAUCUUUUCCGUCGCUGUCAUGUCAGCCAGCCAGGACUAUCGCAAGCGGAAGCAAGCUUGGGAAGACACGGAUAUCACCGCCACAGAAUGCGCCCUGCAUUUAUGCACCAAUGUCUACCAGUCCGUCGUUGAACAAAACGUGCUCAAGGAGAAGGUUCUCAGUUCCCGCUCUACAAGAAACCCGGACUCUUUCUUAUCAAACUGGUUGACGAACAACUUGGCUGCGACGAAAUAUUUCAACACAUUUAUCAACCAUUCACUCUACAUCGGCUUCUCUGAUGCACCCCGUUCAGAUCUACAACUUGUGAUUUCCCGGGAGGAGUACUACGCCGACACUGGCUUGAUAAUAGACGACGAUUUACAGUUCAACAUCUCACACAACACCGUUGGAAGCCUCAUAGACUGGCUGGCAGUGAGAUUAUCGGGUCACAGCGACUCCGCAUCUUUGGACAAGCCCGGAAUGCCAACGCUGCUCAAAUACCCCUUACCUCUUUGCAUGCGCACCAGCAACACGCCAACCGAGAUCAUCAGUAGCCUGGCAGCUUCGCAGAACAUCUCAAGAACAUUCGAAAUGGUCGCUGCCAGCCUGACGAAAUGGAUCCGAAACCGUUCUCUCGAAAGUAGCCCGCAUCACGGAAUAACAAAGCAAUGGGUGAUCAAGAUCAGGGUGAACUGGGCAUUCUUGUCACUGCCCAUGGGCUCCUUAUUAGGAGGUUGCAUCUUCUGCCUGCUUUCGAUACGGGAGACGCGAAAACUGAGCCUUCCAGCUUGGAGGGGGAGCUCGCUAGCGACGCUAGCCCACGGCCUCGAUGUGGAGUCUAGGGCAUUCUUGAGGGAGGCAAGCGACAGCUCUCGUAUCGCUGCCCAGGCUCGAACUCUGGAGGUCAAGUUUGCCGACUCUGAAGGUGGACCGGAGCUGGUUCGUGGAGCCAAGACUAGCAGGCCUGCUCAUGAUUCUGCUUGA
Colletotrichum abscissum is the source of this 1398-nucleotide messenger RNA. RefSeq lists its product as uncharacterized. The coding region runs from base 1 to 1398 and encodes 465 amino acids. The transcript has a single exon. The record is from RefSeq and is a predicted model, not a curated record. NCBI's taxonomy places the organism in Eukaryota, Fungi, Ascomycota, Sordariomycetes, Glomerellales, Glomerellaceae.